AUGAUGAGGUUGCAAAGCAGAUCUCGUUAGAAAAAUAAGAGGCAAUCACUUUCAAUGCUAAAUACACAAACCAUAACACCUAAGAAUCAAUCGAAUGAGUAAUCCCUAAAGAAUAUAAUAGAUCUGUCAAAGAUUAAAAACUUAAAUGAAACUACUAAACAAAUUCCAAUAAUUAAUGAGAUUAUCAAAAUAGUUUCUCCUAAUGGUCUUAAUAAUGGGGAAAUCUAUGGCCCUAAUAGAGUUAUAAUUAACAAAAUUGCGUUACAAAAAUCAAAACCAUAAUAAGCUAACCAAAUGAUAUAAACUGAAAGACCGGGAGAACAAAUUCUAACAUUAAGAAGGAAAUCAGCCGAAGAGGAAUAAAAUAUGACAUCGAGCUAAGAAAUAAAAGAAAUUAAAAGCAGUAAUGCAAGUUUGAAUGAGAAAAGAAUUAUUAAAUCUACCUUGAAAAAUUAAGCAAUAACUUUCUAAUACAGUCAAAAUAGUUCCAGGGAAUUACUUGGAAGCCACAGGCAAUCUAAUAAUAUUCCUGCUUAAGGUAAAUAGCUUGAAAUAAUCAGAGAUAACACAUCGGAGUAUGUCAAAAGUACAUUUGAUCAAAUGGAUUACUAUAAGCACAAACAUAUCAUACCAGCAACGUAAAGAGAGUCCCCAAGUCAUACAAAAAUACACAAUGCAGACGAUAAAUUCAAUUAGUCAUUUACAAACUCUCAAAUUUUAUAAAAACUAAUAUGCAAAAACAAUCAGGACGAGAAACUCCUGAGAUAUAGUUAACUGAUGGAUGAUACCAGACUCAAGAUUAAGAUUACAGAGAAUAGUCAAAAAGUAUAGAGGCCAAGUAAUAGCAUUAUAUUUGAUUCGAAAAGAGUUAUUAAUAAGGUUGAUCAAGUAUUAUAAGAAAAGCGAGAGGACUAAAACAAUCAGACUCCCAUGCAGAUAAAUAAUCCAGAUUAAGAACUAUUUUUGAAAUUUAUUCGAUAUAAAAGAGGGAUGGAAACAAAUAAUAUUAGUCCUUCGUCAAAUCUUAAUUAGGAUCACCUAGUCAAUCAUAACCAUGAUUUGAAAUCGCAUUUGAAAUUUGACAGAAAUAUUAUUAAGAAAAGGCAAAGAGCUAGAAUGCAAAAAAUAAUUUGA
Molecule: messenger RNA, 1134 nt
Organism: Stylonychia lemnae
Lineage: Eukaryota; Ciliophora; Spirotrichea; Sporadotrichida; Oxytrichidae
Source: the annotation of a GenBank genome assembly